This is a messenger RNA of Nycticebus coucang (slow loris), 3507 nucleotides long. It is a transcript of the gene SEMA4B, whose product is annotated as semaphorin 4B. Gene Ontology annotation, biological process: axon guidance; negative chemotaxis; semaphorin-plexin signaling pathway. Lineage: Eukaryota; Metazoa; Chordata; Mammalia; Primates; Lorisidae. The coding region runs from base 581 to 3052 and encodes 823 amino acids. Gene Ontology annotation, molecular function: chemorepellent activity; semaphorin receptor binding. The transcript is spliced from 15 exons. The record is from RefSeq and is a predicted model, not a curated record.
AGCUGCUGUCCAGGCUUCUUCCAGCCAUUCUCGUCCAACCAAAAGUCUUGGCGCCCUGGGUCACGCCAGGAAGGUCAGCAAAUCUCUGCUCACGUUCCUUCGUCUGUAAUGUGAGUGGGUUACUUAAGAACCACAGGAUUCUUAUUAAGGAUCGGAAACAUACAAUGAAAAAAACUUUUCUUGCACAGUUGCUUUAGAACUGGAAGAGAUUUAGAAAUCACCUUGUCCCACCCCCUCUCGUUUUCAUAGAGGAAACUGGACCCAAAGAGAUUAAAUUACUUCCCAAGAUGACUAGUGAGUCGGUGGGAAGGUCAGGAUUUGGACUUGGCCUCCUGACUUCUAGGGCGUUGUGAUUAUUUUUUCUGAAGCUCCCGGAAAUCUAGGCUGUAUGUCCUUGCACCUGGAGCUCAACCUUUUGGUGACGUGUGACAUAAAGAUGGAGACAUUGGCAAAAGGUGAACUAAAGGUCGGGAGGCGGAGGCCCGGAGCGAGUCCGGGCGGGCUGCGGGCGGUGCCGCCCCCGCGAGUUUAGUGGAGCAGCCGGAGCCGGAGGACGCCGGAGCGCUAGCCGGGAGCCAAGAUGGGCCGGGGGGCUUGGCCGCCGCCGCCGCUGCUGCUGCUGACGCUACUACUGCUGCUCGUGCCGCUCGUGCAGCCGACCCGGGCCCUCGGCCCCCGCGUCAGCCUGAGGCUGGGAUCUGAAGAGCGGCCAGUCCUCAGAUUUGAAGCUCAAAAUGUCUCCAACUACACAGCCCUCCUGCUGAGCAGGGACGGUGGGACUCUGUACGUGGGUGCCCGAGAGGCCCUCUUUGCACUUAGCAGCAACUGUAGCUUCCUGCAGGGCAGGGAGUACCAGGAGUUGCAGUGGAGUGCAGAUGCAGAGAGGAAACAGCAGUGCAGCUUCAAGGGCAAGGACCCACAGCGUGACUGUCAAAACUAUGUCAAGAUCCUUCUGCCACUCAACAGCAGUCACCUGUUCACCUGCGGCACAGCAGCCUUCAGCCCCGUGUGCACCUACAUCAAUGUGGAGAAUUUCACUCUGGCAAAGGACGAGGCAGGGAAUGUCCUCCUGGAAGAUGGCAAGGGUCGUUGUCCAUUUGAUCCCAAUUUCAAGUCCACGGCCCUAGUGGUUGAUGGCGAGCUCUAUACUGGGACAGUCAGCAGCUUUCAGGGGAAUGACCCAGCCAUCUCCCGGAGCCAGAGCCUCCGGCCCACCAAGACUGAGAGCUCCCUCAACUGGCUACAAGACCCAGCCUUUGUGGCCUCAGCCUACAUUCCUGAGAGCUUGGGCAGCUUGCAAGGUGACGAUGACAAGAUCUACUUCUUCUUCAGCGAGACUGGCCAGGAGUUUGAGUUCUUUGAGAGCACCAUUGUGUCCCGUAUUGCCCGCAUCUGCAAGGGUGACGAGGGUGGAGAGCGGGUGCUGCAGCAGCGCUGGACAUCCUUCCUCAAGGCCCAGCUGCUGUGCUCCCGGCCUGACGACGGCUUCCCAUUCAAUGUGCUGCAGGACGUCUUCACGCUCAGCCCCAGCCCCCAGGACUGGCGUGACACCCUUUUCUAUGGGGUCUUCACUUCCCAGUGGCACAGGGGGACCACAGAGGGCUCUGCCAUCUGUGUCUUCACAAUGAAGGAUGUGCAGAGGGUCUUCAAUGGCCUCUACAAGGAGGUGAAUCGUGAGACACAGCAGUGGUACACUGUGACCCACCCGGCACCUAUACCCCGGCCCGGUGCGUGCAUCACCAACAGUGUCCGGGAAAGGAAGAUCAACUCAUCUCUGCAGCUCCCAGACCGCGUGCUGAACUUUCUCAAGGACCACUUCCUGAUGGACGGGCAGGUCCGCAGCCACCUGCUACUGCUUCAACUGCAGGCCCGCUACCAGCGCAUAGCCGUACAUCGUGUCCCUGGCCUGCACCACACCUACGAUGUCCUCUUCCUAGGCACCAGUGACGGCCGACUCCACAAGGCAGUGAGCGUGGGCCACAGGGUGCACAUUGUUGAGGAGCUCCAAAUCUUCUCACCAGGACAGCCUGUGCAGAACCUGCUCCUGGACACCCACAGGGGCCUGCUGUAUGCUGCCUCAUACUCAGGUGUGGUCCAGGUGCCUGUGGCCAACUGCAGCCUGUACCAAAGCUGUGGGGAUUGCCUCCUCGCCCGUGACCCCUACUGUGCGUGGGGUGGCUCCAGCUGCCGGCAUGUCAGCCUCUACCAGCCUGAGCUGGCCUCUAGGCCAUGGAUCCAGGACAUCGAGGGAGCCAAUGCCAAGAGCCUCUGCAACACCUCCCUGGUUAGGCCUCGGUCUUUUGUACCAACAGCCGAGAAGCUUUGUGAGCAAGUCCAGUUCCAGCCCAGCACAGUGAACACCUUGGCCUGCCCUCUCCUCUCCAACCUGGCAACGAGGCUCUGGCUGCACAAUGGGGCCCCUGUCAAUGCCUCGGCAUCCUGCCGUGUGUUGCCUACUGGGGACCUGCUGCUGGUGGGCAGCCAGCAGGUGCUUGGGGAAUUCCAGUGCUGGUCGCUAGAGGAGGGCUUCCAGCAGCUAGUGGCCAGGUAUUGCCCAGAGGUGGUGGAAGACAGGGGUGAGCAAACAGGCCAGGGUGGCAGCGUGCCUGUCAUCAUCAAUACAUCUCGUGUGAGUGCGCCAGCCAGUGGCAAGGCCAGCUGGGGUGCAGACAAGUCCUACUGGAACGAGUUCCUAGUGAUGUGUGCACUGUUUGGGCUCGCCGUGGUGCUUCUCUUUUUAUUCUUCCUCUACCGGCACCGUGACAACAUGAAAGUUUUCCUAAAGCAGGGUGAGUGUGCCAGCGUGCACCCCAAAACCCGUCCUGUGGUGCUGCCACCCGAGACCCGCCCCCUCAAUGGUAUAGGCCCCCCAAGCACCCCACUCGACCACCGGGGCUAUCAGGCCCUUUCGGACAGCUCCCCAGGGCCCCGAGUCUUCACUGAAUCAGAGAAGAGGCCACUCAGCAUCCAGGACAGCUUCGUGGAGGUAUCCCCAGUGUGCCCCCGGCCCCGGGUCCGCCUGGGCUCUGAGAUCCGUGACUCUGUGGUGUGAGUGUUGACUUCUAGAGGAGGCUGCCUUGACUUUGGCUCAAAUACUCAGAGGGGUCUGCUGGACCUGCGCUUUCCCCUUUGUGGAACACAGCGUGAUGCCAGCUGGCCUGCUGCCUCUCCAGCCAAGUAGUGUGGCUCCUCCAGCCAGGCCAUUGUGGCUCAAAGGUCCUGGCUGCAGCUGGGGCCUGAUAGGGGACAGAACACUGGUCCUUAUGUAAACUGAGCCCUUUGUUUAAAAACAAUUCAAAAUGUGAAACCAGAGCGAGAAGGAAGAGAGACAGCACAGAACUCCACAUACACAGCUGCUCCAGUUCUUGGCCUCCCAACCUCAUGACACCCAGGGGUGUUGGGGGCUUAUGCAAGGUGGUGUUCAAGGCACUUGGAAACCCCUCACCAACUGGCCUCUUCCACCUUCUGUUUUAUCCUGCUGUCCUGGGCCACCCUUUCCAGCUUCAG